Molecule: messenger RNA, 1467 nt
Organism: Letharia columbiana
Lineage: Eukaryota; Fungi; Ascomycota; Lecanoromycetes; Lecanorales; Parmeliaceae
Exons: 2
Coding region: 1-1467 (488 amino acids)
Source: RefSeq, a predicted model, not a curated record
AUGUUGGCAUCUUCAGACGUACCAACGGAAGGCCUUGCAGCACUCAGUGCCAUGCCACCUGAAAACACCAUAACCGACAACGUCACUAACGCAUCGGCAUCUUCCCCAGGGAACAACGCCAAUGAUGGGCCUCAUACCGCUGCAGAUACUCAGAUUGAGGCUGGGGAGCCAUCCAUUACUCACAAGACUGGGACAGACGAUCCGGAUCAUGAGGCAGAUAUCGGACCUGCUAUCUAUCCGCCUGCCCUCGAGAACAUGGAGGUCCUGGGCUAUAUCAAGGACAAGAAUGGCAUUGACUAUUUUCGUGACAUUGGCUGUUCCGCUUCGAUCCAUGACGAGGUGUACUUCGUCUUUGGGGACACAUUCUGCAAGAACUCUGCAGGAAAGUCCGUUGGUACCACGAGCAAUACAAUCGCCUAUGUUGAAGAUCGCACCAACUUCCUCGAGAGCGAGUAUAGAGAGAUCUCAAACAAUGCCAGGGUCAAAGCGUUUGUGCCUCUGAAUGACAGAGAAAUUCGCUUUGAAGAGAAGAACGAAAAUGCUCGUGUGGUGUUUCGCAUGUUUGGUGGGAUAGCUGACAUUGGUGUAGUGGGUGUCAUCUGGUUCCAGAAGUCGAUCAAGUACGAGAACGGCGAGGAAUCUUACCGUGGCGUUGGUCAAGCCAGACUCAGUACCUACUCGGAUGGUAGUAUCAUUGUGGAGCGCCUCCCACCUCUCCUCUUUGGCCCCAACGAGCCGAAGAUAGGUUCAUUCUCCACAUUGUUCUAUAAAGGCCACGUCUAUCUCUGGGGAGACGGUCCAAAGGGGCAGAUAAUGCUUGCUCGAGUGGAUCAGUACGAGACGGCUCUUCGUGACCGAUAUGAGUACUGGAGUGGUAGCGAUUGGGUCCAACGUUGGCACGAUGCCGUUCCUGUCUUGCACGAUGUCCAGCACGGCGCCAUUAUUCACACUAACCUGUUCGGUAAAGAAAAACCAUUCGUCUUCGUCGGAGUAAACAAUCGGGCGGACAGUAUGGUUCAGAUUGGCGCAGCUGCGGAGGUCCAAGGCCCUUUCGCCCUCACGGCUGUAUGCCAAGCAACAGGCAUUAAGAACGACAAAGAGCACAAGUGCUGCAUCUACCCUCAUAUCUACCCCCAUCUUUGGGCCUCCAAUGUGCCAAAGCGUGAAUUGAUGAUCACUUGGAGCGAGAGUCCGCCUGGUGGAGUCAUCGCUGCAAAGCUGAAGUUCAAGAUCGAUGAGGUCGCGGCCGUCAAGGAAGCCGAGGAGCGUAAGCGUGCAGCCGAAGAGCAGGAGACCCGUCGUCUUGCCAGCAUCGCCAAAGAGCAGGAGGCAAAUUUUGAGUAUGGUUUCGUGUCCGAUGAGAGCGAUGACCCCAGACCAAGGAGGGAUCGCUCAGAAGGACGCCUGAAGACAGGCUAUGUCUUGAGGGUGGUACGCACCUCUUCCGAUCAUCCAACGAAACCGUAA